This is a messenger RNA of Panicum hallii, 4069 nucleotides long. RefSeq names its product leucine-rich repeat receptor-like protein kinase PEPR1. Gene Ontology annotation, molecular function: protein kinase activity; ATP binding; protein binding. The transcript is spliced from 2 exons. NCBI's taxonomy places the organism in Eukaryota, Viridiplantae, Streptophyta, Magnoliopsida, Poales, Poaceae. Gene Ontology annotation, biological process: protein phosphorylation. The coding region runs from base 363 to 3725 and encodes 1120 amino acids. The record is from RefSeq and is a predicted model, not a curated record.
CAAAUCUACGUUUGACUCGGGCUUUCAUUAAGAAAUGACUCUACUUAGCUCAUCACAACUGCUGUCAUGUGGUUGAAAUAACCUUUUUUGAGCGUGAACAAGUUAUCAAAAAAGUUGAAAAACUCUAUAGAUUGCGGCACAAACCCGUCAAGCUUUUUCGAGCGUCCGCUGAUCCCCCACCCGUGUAGUGCAGCACCUGAUGCGGCAGGGUCCACCCCACUCCCACUUGCCGACGUUGCCGCCACCAUGGCCAUCGCUCUCUCUGUCUCUCCCUCUCAGCCUCUGCCACCCUUCAAAGCCCUGCACGCCAAAGAAAGGACCCUGCACCCUCCUCCUGCACCAAAUUCAGCAAGGCAGCUAGCAUGGUACGGCUCCCUCCCAUGUCUCGUGCCGCUGCCGCGGCCUUCUUGUUCCUUGUCUCGCUCGCCGCCUCCAUCGCGCCGUCGUUGGAGGCGUCGUCCGCGGGCGCCAGUGAAUCCUCCGUCCUGCUUGCCUUCUACGCCUCCUUGCCGCCAGCCUCCCGGCGCGUCCUCCGCCCGUCGUGGAAGGCCACCAACAUCACCACCAGCAGGGGCCGCUGCCGCGGCGUCGCAUCGACCCACUGCGCGUUUCGCGGCGUUGAGUGCUCUGCAGCCGGCGCCGUCGCUGCAGUCAACCUCUCCGGAGCGGGGCUGUCCGGAGCGCUCGCGGUGUCAGCGCCCCAGCUCUGCGCGCUCCCGGCGCUAGCCACGCUUGACCUCAGCCGGAACCGGUUCACGGGCCCCGUCCCCGCCGCGCUCGCCGCGUGCUCCGGGGUCACCGCGCUCCACCUCGGCUGGAACAACCUCACCGGCGCGGUCCCGCCGGAGCUCCUCUCCUCGAGCCGGCUCCGGAAGAUCGACCUCAGCUACAACUCACUCACCGGGAACAUCUCCACCACCGUGCCCUCUGUCUCGCCGGUUCUCGAGUACGUCGACCUCAGCGUCAAUGCCCUCUCCGGCAUCAUACCGCCAGAGCUCGCCGCCCUCCCGGCGCUCUGCUACCUGGACCUGAGCUGCAACAAUCUGUCCGGGCCAAUGCCAGAGUUCCCGGCGCGGUGCCGGCUCGUCUACCUCAGCCUCUACACCAACCAGCUGGCCGACGAGCUUCCCCGGAGCCUCUCCAACUGCGGCAACCUCACCACCUUCUACCUAUCCUACAAUGGGAUUGGCGGCAAGAUGCCAGAUUUCUUUGCAUCCUUUCCGAAUUUGCAGGUGCUUUACCUUGACGACAACAAGUUCCUCGGGGAGCUGCCAGAGAGCAUAGGUGAGCUUGCAAGUCUGGAAGAACUGGUGGUGUCGAAUAAUGGGUUCACGGGAACUGUACCAGAUGCAAUUGGGAAGUGUCAGUCACUGACGUUGCUCUACUUGGACGGCAACAACUUCACCAGCUCAAUUCCGGUGUUCAUAGGUAAUUUUAGCAGAUUACAAAUGUUCUCUGUUGCUCAUAAUGGCAUUUCUGGAAGAAUUCCGCCAGAAAUUGCCAAGUGCCAGGAGUUGGUUGAGCUCCAGCUCCAGAACAACAGCCUCUCCGGGACAAUACCACCGGAGAUUGGCAAGCUUAGCCAACUGCAGAGGCUUUAUCUCCACACCAAUAACCUUAGCGGCGAGCUGCCCACAGAGAUCACUCAAAUAAGGAAGCUACGAGAGAUCUCCUUGUUCAGCAAUAGGUUCACCGGCGUGCUGCCACAGGCCCUGGGGUUGAACACAACACCUGGACUUGUUCAGGUCGACCUCACUGGCAACCACUUUCAUGGGGAAAUUCCACCUGGUCUUUGUACUGGAGGCCAGCUCAGUGUUCUUGAUCUUGGAGGCAACCAGUUCAAUGGAAGCUUCCCCAUUGAAAUUGUUAAAUGUGAGUCUCUCUGGAGGUUCAUUCUGAAGAACAACAUAAUCAGUGGGAACAUACCAGCAAAUAUGGGCACAAACAAAGGACUGUCAUACAUGGACAUUAGUGGCAAUCUGUUCGAAGGUAUGAUACCGGGUGUGAUUGGUUCAUGGCACAAUCUGACAAUGCUUGAUUUCUCCAAUAACCACUUCUCAGGACCAAUACCCCAUGAGUUUGGUGCUUUAAGCAAGCUUGAAACUCUACGCAUGUCGUCAAACAGGCUUACAGGACAGAUACCACGUGAAUUAGGUAACUGCAAGCAUCUUCUCCGUUUGGAUCUUGGAUAUAACCUUCUCAGUGGAAGUAUACCUGCAGAAAUCACAACACUUGGUAGCCUGCAAAAUCUUCUACUUGGCACAAACAACCUUACUGAAACGAUACCUGACUCCUUCACUGCAACACAGAGUCUAACUGAGCUGCAGCUUGGUGAAAAUUGUUUGGAAGGAGCAAUCCCUAUUAGCCUCGGCAACCUUCAGUACCUGUCCAAAGCUCUUAACAUUAGCCACAACAGAUUGACCAGCAUAAUUCCAAGUAGCCUAGGCAAACUUCAAGAUUUGGAAGUGCUUGACUUGUCCAAGAACUCAUUGUCCGGCUCAAUCCCAUCACAACUGAGCAACAUGGUCUCACUUUUGGUUGUGAACAUUUCAUUCAAUGAGCUCUCUGGUCAGCUCCCUGGUAGCUGGGCUAAGCUUGCAGCAAAGUCACCUGAUGGGUUUUUAGACAAUCCUCAAUUGUGCUUACAGUCUGAUUGUGUGCAUCCCCCAAAGGAUCAACCUGGGAAAUUACAAUACAGGAACAGAAGAAUUAUUGUGGCAUUGCUAAUGUCGACUCUUGCCGUCAUGGUUGCUAUCUUGUGUGCUAUUUACUACAUUGUGAAGAGGUCACAAGGCUUAUCAGCAAGUCGUAGCUCUGUCCGUAGCAUGGACACAACCGAGGAAUUGCCAGAAGACCUGACCUAUGAAGAUAUCCUUCGGGCAACAGAUAACUGGAGUGAGAAAUAUGUCAUUGGAAGAGGCCGGCACGGCACAGUCUACCGGACAGAGUGCAAGCUUGGAAAACAGUGGGCUGUAAAGACCGUUGAUCUAUCCCAAUACAAGUUCCCCAUUGAGAUGAAGAUCCUCAACACGGUGAAGCACCGGAACAUCAUCAGGAUGGAUGGCUACUGCAUCCGUGGAAGCAUUGGCCUUAUCUUAUGUGAAUAUAUGCCUGAGGGAACACUCUUCGACCUAUUUCAUCAAAGGAAGCCUCAAGUAGCCCUUGACUGGAUGACCCGGCAUCAGAUUGCCCUUGGUAUAGCACAAGGCCUCUCAUAUCUGCACCAUGACUGUGUACCCAUGAUUGUUCAUAGGGAUGUCAAAUCAAGCAACAUACUGAUGGAUUCCGAGCUAGUUCCCAAGCUCACAGACUUCGGCAUGGGAAAAAUUGUACAUGAUGAAGAUGCUGAUGCAACAGUUUCUGUUAUUGUUGGUACCCUUGGCUAUAUUGCUCCAGAGCAUGGAUACUCUACAAGAUUAACUGAGAAGAGCGAUGUCUACAGCUAUGGAGUGGUGCUACUUGAGCUUUUAUGCAGGAAGAUGCCUGUGGAUCCUUCAUUUGGAGAUGGCGUUGACAUUGCAACAUGGAUGAGAACAAAACUGAAGCAAGCAGAUCACAGCAGCAUCAUAAGCCUCAUGGAUGAGGAAAUCAUGUAUUGGCCUGAAGAUGAGCAAGAAAAGGCUCUGGACUUACUGGAUCUUGCAGUUUCAUGCUCGCAGGUGGCUUGCCAGUCUAGACCUUCCAUGAGAGAGGUGGUGAACAUGUUGAUGAAAAUAGAAAAAUGAGUAAAUGGAGAAGUUUCCAGCAGUGUUAUGACAUGCUUGUCUUUCGAUGGAAUUGUACAGUUCGAGGAAUUUACACGGCCUAGAUAAAGUGAGCCAAAAUAAUGGUCAUUGGUCAUUCAGAAAAUGUUUCGCUGCAUUGCACUUUUUGCAAGAGUUGCAGCAUAAAAUUGGGUCCUUUCUUGCUGGCAAUAAAAAUCUAUUAGUCAUUGAAGAAGGCGUUGCAUGUACUGGAGCAUAUAGUAGCAUAAAGAAAAUUAUGUAUACAUUUGUUGUAGCAACGGAUGCCUCUUGAAUGAAUCAUAGCAGUCCACUAUUUGAGUAACAAAUGGUGGUUUUGUGCUGUA